Messenger RNA from Drosophila albomicans, 1949 nucleotides. RefSeq lists its product as uncharacterized. The record is from RefSeq and is a predicted model, not a curated record. Bases 188 to 1909 code for a protein of 573 amino acids. Lineage: Eukaryota; Metazoa; Arthropoda; Insecta; Diptera; Drosophilidae. The transcript has 4 exons.
CUGCGGCCACACCAUACCACAAGUGCUAUAUUAAACAGCUUUUUAAAGAAAAGCUCUCUCUAACAAAAUAAUAACGGUAACUCUGUGAGUGGAGUUGUCCGUUACCAAGGCAACUGUCAAAGGAACAAGUGAAUUAUUUAUUAAAUAUAUAAAACUCAAUGCAUAACGUUAAUUAAAUCGUCUUCCGAUGUCGCGUUCUGUUUACGACGUGCAACGCGACUUUGCAUUGAGCAGUGGCCUACGCUCUGAAAUCAUUUGGGAUGCAUUGUCAGCAGAUCAGGCGGAUGUAUUGCAACAAAAAAUUGCAAAUCUUAUUGGUGUACACGAAGCAAAGAUAACGCGAAAAGUCGCGCGACAAAGACAGCAAGUGUUCGAUAAUGUCUGGCAACAAAGGAAAUACACAAAUGACGUUUUACUCUCGGCUAUUAUCUACGUAUUGGUCACAAACGAAACUGACCCGGAAUUGGCCAUGCAAUCCACAAGCUUCACUUGUCAUCCCGUGAUACGCACCCGCAAGUGCGUGAUGGAGGAGGAGGAGGACAACAGCGAUUGCUGCUGCAUGAUCUUUAUUGAUGAACAUGGCCGAGUCUAUGCCAACUGGAGGCAGUACGUCUAUAACAAUACACUACCAAAGGGCACCAUGAUAGCACCCAGUCAAGGUAUCUAUCGUCUCACCAAUGAUGUGGACACUGGUGUCCAUCUGAUGAUGCAUGCGACACCAGCGUCGCGUGUCAAGUGCAAAGUACUCAAGGCCAGCGACACUGUGGCCACAAUGGGAGGCUUAGCAGCCAGUUUACCAGUUGCCGCUGCUCUGGCCAUGCCUGUGGCGCCUCCUUUACUGCUUGGAGCCACCGUUGUUGGUGUGACUGCAGCCGCUUACAGCACUGUGCGCUCGGCCAGCGGUCUCUUUGACCGCCAUCGCUAUGGGCAAUCCAAUUCGCUAUGUGAUAAUGAGGCGCGCAACAGCUGGCUGGGCGUGGCUGGAGGCGUUGUUGGUCUGGGCGCCACUGGUGCCGCUAAUGCGCUCAGCGUGGUGGGAUCAGAGGCGCAUGCGGCUGCUCAAUUGGCCGUGAAGGGCAUCAAUGUGACGUCCAUUGUCAUUUCCGGCACGGGUGUGGCCAACAGUGCCUACGAUUUGUAUCUGAAAAUCAGCGACGAUGAGCCAUUGAGUGGAAUCGAUCUGCUGCAGCUUGCCUCCAGCUUGAUCAUCUUCACCCACUCCAUAAACAAUCUGCGCUUGGCCAUCGAGGCGACCAAUGCCUCCGACUUACGCUACGCUGUGCGCAAUCAAACCAGCAAAAUCUUUGGACAAAUCGCUAAUGAGUCGGCCAUGCUACAGAGUAGAGAUGCUGCCACCCAGAAGUUUGACUUUGUGCGCACCCUCAAUGAUAUACCCUACAAGGAGGUGUUGCUCAGUGCACUUGGUGCCUACAAGCACUUAAGCGAUCUGGGCGCCGCUUUGUUGCCCCAUUUGAUAAGCUCGAAUGAAGCUGGAGAGACGCAAUUGAAUGUGGAGUUUCUGGCCAAACAGUUUGGUCCAAAGUUUGUGCAGCACAUCAGCAACUGGAACAACUUGUUGGAUGUUCUGCUUGCCCUAGGAAGAUACUUCUCUGAGCAGACGGUGCAGCUGCUUAUGCAGCUGACACGCAGUUUUCUAGAGCAAAAUGUGGAUGGCAUAGAGUGCACCCUAAAGACAUUUCUAUCAACGGAAGCCGUGCUCUAUCGCAUAUUGAUGGAAUGCCUGCGAAAUUAUAAGGAUUUCACAUUGGAGUUGUUAGACCAAAGUCGCGAACCGAUUCUUGCAGGCGUUGCUACAUAUUUUGAAUCCUUGCAGCCGAAUAACACGGAGAACUGUCGAAGAAUCAAGUGUAAAGAUUGUCCCGGUUUCUAUCACCUUAAAGAAAAGUAGUCAAGUGGGAGUAAUUAAGCUUCCAUGUUAAUUUACAUAU